Messenger RNA from Doryrhamphus excisus (bluestripe pipefish), 2399 nucleotides. RefSeq names its product diencephalon/mesencephalon homeobox protein 1-A-like. Gene Ontology annotation, biological process: regulation of transcription by RNA polymerase II. The record is from RefSeq and is a predicted model, not a curated record. Gene Ontology annotation, molecular function: RNA polymerase II transcription regulatory region sequence-specific DNA binding; DNA-binding transcription factor activity, RNA polymerase II-specific. NCBI's taxonomy places the organism in Eukaryota, Metazoa, Chordata, Actinopteri, Syngnathiformes, Syngnathidae.
CAACCCGAGGACCAACGGGAUAUCUUUUUGGUUUUUCUGAAGGACACGCAAAAAUAAAAAAACAGAAAAAUAUGAAUUUCCAUCAGAGGACUCUCGAGGAGACGAUUUAAGGAAGAGAAAUUAGUGGAUAUUUAAUUUAAAAAAGACGCACAGAGAGUAAAGAGAACCUGAACUCAAAGACCUGACUGACCGAGGUUUCCUCCACAGAGUGGUCAGAGACCAUGCAGCACUACGGGGUGAAUGGUUACUCCCUGCAUGCCAUGAAUUCCCUCAGCGCCAUGUACAACCUCCACCAGCAGGCGGCGCAACAGGCCCAGCACGCACCCGACUACCGUCCGUCUGUGCAUGCCCUCACUCUGGCCGAAAGGCUGGCUGACAUCAUCCUGGAGGCCCGCUACGGCUCGCAACACCGAAAGCAGCGACGCAGUCGAACGGCAUUCACUGCCCAGCAGCUGGAGGCUCUGGAGAAGACCUUCCAGAAGACGCAUUACCCCGAUGUGGUCAUGAGAGAGCGCCUCGCCAUGUGCACCAACCUGCCAGAGGCCCGUGUGCAGGUGUGGUUCAAGAACAGGCGGGCCAAGUUCCGCAAGAAGCAACGCAGCUUGCAGAAGGAGCAGCUCCAGAAGCAGAAAGAAACAUCAGGAGCAACAGAGGCCUCAACAGAGGAUACCAAGACUGACCUGGCGCCCGACUCCCGCACACCUCCGCCUCCCUCCUCCGCUUCAUCUUGCCACUCGGAAACAGAGAGGCUAGCUACGGCCUCUAGGCCUCAACCCGGAGAGACAAGCGUGGAAGUCAACGUCACCUCACCCGAGCCGUCUGACAGCGAGUCGGGAGCUGAGGACAACAGAGAAGGGGAAGAAGACAGAGUGAGGGGGGAGAUGGGGGGGAAGGUUAGGGAGGAAGCACAAGGGGAGGCGGGGAUGCACCCUGGCAGCAGCUCGCCGUCCUGCAAACAACUCAGCCCGACAUCAGAUUCCCCCCUGAGUUCACCCGCCCUGCCAUCCUCCAGCAGUGUGACAAGCACCCUGGCCCAGAGCAACUCGUAUGCAUCAUCCCCUCUGAGCCUCUUCCGGCUGCAGGAGCAGUUUCGGCAGCACAUGGCGGCCACCAACAACCUGGUGCAUUACCCGUCAUUUGACGUGAGCGCACCGCCGCCGUCCUCUCUACCUUACUUGGGCAUGAAUGUCAACAUGCCGUCCCCGCUGGGUUCGCUGCCUUGCCAGUCGUACUACCAGACGCUGUCGCAGGCCCAGCAGGUGUGGAACAGCCCACUCCUACAGGGGGCGCCGGGCGGCCUUCCGGGAACCCUCAAUAGCAAGACCACCAGUAUCGAGAACCUGCGGCUAAGAGCCAAGCAGCAUGCGGCCUCGCUAGGAUUGGACACGCUCCCCAAUUGAAGCUGCUCCCUUUGCGAUGCUGUGUUCCAGCCAGGCCCACUGGGACCCCGCACAAAAACUCAGACAGCCUUCAGCUUGAUCCUUGAUAUGGCUUUCUUCAUGCGUCUGCUGGGAGAACAUUAUGGACUUAAAAAAUAUCUAUCCAUUGGACUGCAGUACUUCAUGCUUGUGAAUCUUGUUGCAAUUCCACCACUGCUUUGGCUGCACAAAUAUGAAAAUACUCUCCAAUUAUACCCAGAACUAUGCAUGCAAACAUCCCAUGGAGGCUAGCAGUGUUUACACACGUACUGUUGCCAUGGUCUCAGCUUUGGACACAAUAUGUCAGAAAUAAAAAUCACAAUUGGUAAUGCACAGCCACAAUAUGGCUGUUUCAAUCAAACCAUGGCUUGAAAAAAGAAGUAAAUAACAAAUGGGGACUUUGGCUCGAGGGCUCCCCCGACUGAUAGGAAGGGCAAGUUAAUGAAUGUACAGUACAGUAUAUGCCAAUCAUCUUAUGAUAUCAGUGUUUUUAAAAACAGGUGAUCCAAGGUCACUAUGGCAACAACAGCAACCCCCCCCCCCCCCAUUACAAGCCACUUUGUUUGCCAAAAUAUGUUGCGUUUAAAAAAAAUGGCGGGAUAAAAUAAGAGAGAUAUCUGCAGUAUUUUACAAAAAGAAACUUAAGCAAGCUCAUUUUUGGCAGGCAAGUCAAGGCUAACUAUGUAUUAUAUGUCUGUAGAUUUAAGAUGUGAUUACAAAGUCAGUAAUUUAUCUGUGAAAUGUAAUUGGAAUAAAUGCGAGCCUGACAAGGAUUAAUGUUGACACUAUAUGUUGGGAAAUCUUUGCAUCUUUGUUACUGUCUGUAGCGCAAAGCUUCUUUUUACACUUGCAUGACACUCGGAAAUGUUAAAUAGCACAAUGCUUCAGCACUGCUCCGUCUUUCCUAUACAAUGCAACGCAACAUGAAAGCAUAAGUACUCAAAUUUCUCAGUUUUGCUAUACUGGAUGUGCUGAAAUUGU